Haemonchus placei is the source of this 1236-nucleotide messenger RNA. The record is from the annotation of a GenBank genome assembly. NCBI's taxonomy places the organism in Eukaryota, Metazoa, Nematoda, Chromadorea, Rhabditida, Trichostrongylidae.
AUGCAAACUAUCGAAAAAGCUUUGCAUCAACCGAUGCCAUUCACUACUGGUGGUCAAACCAUUUCUGAUAGGUUAACUGCUGCCAAGCAUUCGCUGGCUGGAAGCCAACUAGGAAAAACUAUAUGUAAGGCGACGACUGAGGAGUUGAUGGCUCCUAAGAAAAAACACCUUGACUAUCUGUUACAUUGUACAAACGAGCCGAAUGUAUCGAUUCCUUCAAUGGCAAACUUAUUGAUAGAAAGAACGCAACAUCCCAAUUGGACUGUAGUGUAUAAAGCCCUUAUCACGAUUCACAAUAUCAUGUGUUACGGCAAUGAGAGAUUUUCUCAGUACUUGGCAUCAUGCAACACUACUUUUAACUUGGGAAACUUCCUUGAUAAGAAUAGUACUUCAGGUUACGAUAUGUCUCAACAUGUGCGUCGAUAUGGAAAGUAUAUCGGAGAGAAAAUAGCGACAUAUCGAGUUUGUGCGUUCGAUUUCUGCAAAGUUAAGCGAGGAAGGGAAGAUGGUCUAUUGCGCACCAUGCACACUGACAAGCUACUGAAGACAUUGCCAAUUCUCCAAAAUCAAAUUGAUGCACUUUUGGAGUUCCAGGUGUCUGCCAGUGAACUGAACAAUGGCGUUAUUAACUGUUCCUUCAUUCUUCUAUUCCGUGACCUCAUCCGUCUUUUUGCGUGCUACAACGAUGGGAUCAUUAAUUUGUUGGAAAAAUACUUUGAUAUGAAUAAAAAGCAGUGCCGUGACGCUUUGGACACGUAUAAGGGAUUUUUGACUCGUUUGGAUAAAGUGUCCGAGUUUUUGCGUGUGGCUGAGUCUGUUGGCAUCGAUCGAGGCGAGAUUCCAGACUUGACCAGAGCUCCAGCAAGCUUAUUAGAGGCUCUGGAAGCUCAUCUCAUACACUUGGAAGGUGGUCGAGUUCCACCCUCCGGUCUUCCCGGCCAAUAUUCGUCUGCUCAGUCUCAAGUUGCAAACUUUUCUAUGAGUGGAGGAUUCCAAACUCAGCCACAUGUUGGCGAUGCCGAACGAACGAGGUACAUAGAAUUGGAAAAGGAAAGGCUUCGGCAGUUUGAGGAGCAGAAACGUCAGCAAGGUGAGGCCGGAGCUUCUUCGGUGGGUGCGUCCUCGAACUUUAAUCCUUUUGCCGCCGAGGCAAUGUCCGCUCAAACUACUAAAAAAACGAGUGAUGAUCUGCUUGAUUUAUUCAAUGCUCCUGCUCAGGUGAAAACUUCGGAAUAA